AUGACGACGAUCACUACCAUGAUUGAAACAGAGAUGGAAUUAGAUAUCGAGGCUUCUUCAUCGCGCAGUUCAUUCCUCUCUAGAAUAAAGCACAAUGUAAGGCGCUUCAGACAAGAAGAUCAGAACCAGAUACGCCAAAUUUACCUUGACGCACAGCGAAGCAUCAUCAAAGCUGCGUUCGUGGCGGGUAUUCAGAAGCCAUUCAUCACAAUACCUGCCUUGUUUCUAACUCGCUUGGUCGCCGCGGUGACGUCAGUAUGGCUAGCACUGAUUGGCUUAGGUCUUAUUGUGUCCGCUGUUUAUAUAUCUUACUAUUUAAAGUUUAUGCAACACAUAAAUCACGCUCUUGAAACUGAUUUGGCAGACAUUAGCAAGAGCUACUCAGUUGAGAAAUCAAGUUUUUGGGUAGUUGAACGCAACAAUGAAGUCGCAGGAUUCGUCGGCGUUGUCCACAGGGAUACCAGCACAAUUGAGUUACAAAGACUGACAGUUGCGCCAGAAUAUAGACGUCAGGGCAUCGCAGAAUCCCUGUGCCGUUACGUGAUAGCCUUGUACGCGGAAAUGAAGCUCCUGCGCCUGCGUCUAGAGUGUACGGAGUCACAUGACGCCGCCAAGAAUCUCUACCGGAAGCUGGGAUUCACGCUGACCGAUUGCGUGACAGACCCAUAUGCACUUUCGGCUGUCACGCUAGAGCAUCACUCAAUCAAUCUAACCUAG
Molecule: messenger RNA, 717 nt
Organism: Nematostella vectensis (starlet sea anemone)
Lineage: Eukaryota; Metazoa; Cnidaria; Anthozoa; Actiniaria; Edwardsiidae
Product: N-acetyltransferase family 8 member 2
Exons: 1
Coding region: 1-717 (238 amino acids)
Molecular function (GO): N-acetyltransferase activity
Source: RefSeq, a predicted model, not a curated record